UGGUCUGACUGAGAUGCUUCUUAGCCAAGUCCUGCUCCAAGUGUGAUUGCUUUCUUGAACUGUUUGUUACCUCUCUUGGAUGAGGCAUAUACAGGAAAUAAGCUUAAACAUUUUAAAACUUUUAUAGCAAUUUGAUGAUAUAGCAGUAUUUUAAUUUUUUUAAACAAAGUUUGGGAUUAUUUUUAGUCAGAAUAAUUGAUCUGCAAUGGAAUGGGGAAAAACUAAUCUUUGCUACAUAUGGUUUUAAAAGCACUGUUGGGCAGCUGCCAAGUGGACAAUUGAAUACAAGUGUAGAGUUGGGGGGAAAAGGUCCAGGCUAGAGAUGUAAAUUUCUACAUUUGAGAGUCCUGAGCAUGAAAAUGGCAUUUCAACACAUGAGUCUGGAUGUAGUCUUUGAGGAAGUGUGUAUUGAGAAGAGAGAAGGACCAAGAACUGAAUUCUGGGACAUUUCAACAUUUCAGACACAAGAGCAAUGGGCCACUUUUGCUCGGGUUUGGUAUCUCUUAGAUGGGAAAAUGCAGCCCCCUGGCAAACUGGCUGCUAUGGCAUCAGUUAAACUUCAAGGAUUGCAUAAACCUAUAUACCAUCAACUGAGUGACUGUGGGGAUCAUGUUGUCAUUAUGAACACAAGGCACAUUGCAUUUUCUGGAAAUAAAUGGGAACAAAAAGUAUACUCCUCACAUACUGGCUAUCCAGGUGGAUUUAAACAAGUAACAGCUGCUCAGCUUCACCAGAAGGAUCCAGUAGCAAUUGUGAAACUAGCUAUUUAUGGCAUGCUGCCAAAAAACCUUCACAGAAGAACUCUGAUGCAGAGAUUGCAUCUUUUCCCAGAUGAGGACAUACCAGAAGAUAUUCGUAAGAAUUUGGUGGAAGAGCUUCCUCAACCACGAAAAGUACCCAGACGUCUAGAUGAGUACACGCAGGAAGAAAUAGAGGCUUUCCCAAGAGUGUGGUCUCCACCUGAAGAUUAUCGACUCUAGGAGAAUGAAAAUUGCUGGAAAGAGCCAUGUGGUGACUGAAGCUUCUUCCUGAUGAGUCUCUCCCAAGCUACAGGCCGAGUGAGGCAGCUGCUGCGUUUUGACAAGGAACUUGUCUUGGGCACUGAAAGCUUGUGGAGAAAAAUCAGGAGGUGAUAAUCCUUCGAUAGAUACAUUAUUUUAUAGAAUUAUUUUAUUAUGUAGUCCAAUUUGAAUGUUGUAUGUGAUAAGAAUAAAAUCGCUAACUU
Callorhinus ursinus (northern fur seal) is the source of this 1225-nucleotide messenger RNA. The record is from RefSeq and is a predicted model, not a curated record. NCBI's taxonomy places the organism in Eukaryota, Metazoa, Chordata, Mammalia, Carnivora, Otariidae.